Colletotrichum graminicola M1.001 is the source of this 933-nucleotide messenger RNA. Its product is annotated as isoflavone reductase. The transcript is spliced from 3 exons. Bases 1 to 933 code for a protein of 310 amino acids. NCBI's taxonomy places the organism in Eukaryota, Fungi, Ascomycota, Sordariomycetes, Glomerellales, Glomerellaceae. The record is from RefSeq and is a predicted model, not a curated record.
AUGAUGAGAAUAGCCAUCGCCGGGGCCGGAGGUCUCGCAGCCAUCCUCACCCGCCACAUCACGCAGACGGCCAACCCUGUGAUAGUCCUUUCUAGAGAUUCAAGACCGGACUGGGAGCAACGCUACGACUGCCAAGUCGCAGUCGUUAACUACGAUGACGCCGAAAACCUCAGAUUCGCCCUCCAGGGCAUCGAUCUCGUCAUCUCAACGAUCCGCGGCCAUGAGCAGAUCAAACUGAUACAUGCCGCCCGCCAUGUCCGCGUGCGCCUGUUCGUCCCGGCAGAGUUCGAAGGCUCGAUUUCUCACAGACCGUCUGAUGACGACCCCCUGGACUACGGGUCAUCCGAGGCCAUCGAGCUGUUGAAACACUGCGCCGGCUCCAAGUCCCGCAAGAUGGACUACACGGUCUUCUCCUGCGGCAUCCUUUACGAACACUUCGCCCCUGGUGGGUUAGCGGACUACGGCAUGGGGGACCGAGCCUGCAUAGGCAGCCCCGGAGCCUAUCUUGUCGACGUCGGGAACGCCACGGCCGAUAUCGUCGAGACAAAUUCGUCCGGACGGCCGGUUCAGGUAUGCAUGACUUCGGUGGAAGACGUAGGUCGCUUUGUCGCCGCGGCCAUCGAGCUUGGCCCCGGCACCUGGCCUCGGGAGUUCAAGAUGCGCGGCGACAGGAUGUCGGUUCGGGACAUAUUCGCCAAGUGUUGCAACGUCAGAGGAGUCUCAUUUACCCUGAGGACUCGGGACUGCUCUAAACUCCAGAGCGAACUCGCACAUUACGAAUCGAGGCAGAACUGGACCCAGUGGUGGAACGUCCAACGCCUGAUCGCCACCGCCGACGGACGGUACGACUUCCGCCAAGCUAAUCUCAACGACGCCGUCGACUUUCGGCCGGUCGGGUUCAGGACAUGGUUGGAGUCACAGUGGGGGCGAUGA